Oncorhynchus kisutch (coho salmon) is the source of this 2923-nucleotide messenger RNA. RefSeq names its product interactor protein for cytohesin exchange factors 1. NCBI's taxonomy places the organism in Eukaryota, Metazoa, Chordata, Actinopteri, Salmoniformes, Salmonidae. Bases 1077 to 2135 code for a protein of 352 amino acids. The record is from RefSeq and is a predicted model, not a curated record. The transcript is spliced from 9 exons.
CAUCAGUAGCAAGGGCAGCAGCAGAAAACGCUUCUUGAUGCUAAAAUUGUGUAUUUUCAUGCAAUUGCUGUCUCUUCACGAAGAACACAAUGCUUUCAAAGCAUCUGUAGAGUAGCUUUCUUCGUCUGAUGGGUUGGAUAAUGCACUUUUUCAAAAGUUUAAAAGUUUGUUACAGGUUGAGGAGGCGUUGUGUAAAAGUUGUUUCUCGUCUGAUCUAAUUCAUUCAGCCAAUCAUUACUCAGAAGUACCGACGUUAAAGUAUCCGUGUUUAAUUGAACCUUUUUUUAUGCGUGGAAUUGUUAUCCUCGUCAGACACUUUCUAAAUUAUAUCUAACACACUGCCUUCAUAUUAAAUUACAUGCUACCUGGAAAUCUAGACUGCAAAAUGAAGGUUCAUGAUUGUGAUUUUCUUAUUUGAGUAAAGGUAUUUUCAAUCUGUAGCCGAAUACAAGUAGAUAGUACACAGGGCGGUGUCUAAAAUUUAGGAAUAGCGUUUGUCCAACCUGCCGCGAUGAAUUUGAAGGUGAAACGUGCCCUCAUGCAGUACUAACCCCAAUUAACAUUUGCAGUCAGCUCCUCUCACUUCCAUUUGUGCCUACUAGUGGGCUAAUGUCUUCAUUUGAUCUCUUGCAUGUAGUUUGAUCAAACCACUAAAACAUAUUUGGGUUGAUAAAUGCUUAACAUGUAUAUCAUUUUGUAAACCCAUGUCACUACAUUUUGGAGAGCAAGACCAACAUGCUAUUGCCAUGUGAAACAGGAUGCUGUUUUAUCUGUGACUAGUGGUUGGUGGUGACAGCAGCAGGAGGGGUGUUUGUAACUGUUGGACUGUACAAAGCCCUACAUGUAGGCUAUACUUGGUUGGGCAACAUUAAGGAAGGGUAUGCUCUUCAUGUACAUCCUCUUGUCAUUCUGAGAGUCUGUAUGAGCUGUUGUGCCUGAUGGCUCCAGCAUGCUGGUGACAUGCUGCUGUAAUAGGAUAUCUCUUCUCUCUGGAUCAAACUCACCUGGUGCCGUACAGUACCUUCAGGACAGUGUUUGGAGGUCCCAUAGGUAGGCUUACCAUAGGUGAUUCUGUGAUGAGCCGUCGCAAGGUGUCUUUGAAGGAGCUGGGUCAGGUGGACUACCAGGGCUGGCUCUACAAGAAGAAGGAGAGCAAGGGCUUCCUGGGAACAAAAUGGAAGAAGUACUGGUUUGUUCUGAAAAAGAUCUCUAUGUACUGGUACACUGGUCAAACGGCUGAGAAAGCAGAAGGAUACAUCCACCUUACAAACUUCACUGUCGACCAAGCAACAGAGUGCAAGAAAAAGCAUGCUAUGAAGGCCAGCCAUCCACAGGUUGUGACACUCUACUUUGCCGCCGACAGUCUGAGAGAGAUGAACAAGUGGCUGUCUAAACUGUCAGCAGCAGCAGCGGCUGCUACACUGGACGAGUCGUCAGAGAGGAACACUGGGGAGUGCUACAGUGAGGAGAGCGACCAAGAGGAGGUUGAGUCACUGGAGACAUCUGACGCUUUCGACUCUGAGCAGCUGACCAUAGACUCUGUUAAUGGAGAUGUCCCCCCAUCUUGCUCCACCUCGUCCCCAUGUCACUCCAUUGACCCCAUGUCUGCCCCUGACAGCAUUGUGACUUCAGAGAGCACGGAGUCCUGGCUGGAUGCCCCUUCUCCAGAGAGGGCAGUGGGACAGGGUGCUCCCCUCCACCCCUUCAGACUGGAAGAGGAGGAUGGACCGGGGGCUGAGGUCCAGGGAGGAAAGGAGGAGGGCACAUCUGAUGAAAUGGAGGCACUGUACAUCCAUCUGAAGCAUGCCAGACUAUCUCCAUCUGGAGAACUGAAGAGGGACUUCAGAGCGUCAUUCAUUCAACGCUGCAAAAAUGACAGAGUCAAUGAGAAGCUGCAUCUGGUUAGGACCCUCAACAGCACUUUAAAGGCAAAAGAAGCCGACCUGUUGGCUAUAGAUCACGUGCUGGCAGAUCCCCUUCUUACUGCACAGAGGUAUCGUCAAUGGAGGGUUGGGAACGUGGAGCUACUGCAGGAGAUCACUCAUCUCAAAAUGGGCCCACCAGGUGGCAGCAGAGAGCAGUCUUUCCCCCUCGAAGCUCCGCGGACCCACUGCAUCGCUGAAACCAGUGUGUGACCAACACAGAACAAUGAUAGGCAUAGAGGCAUCGGAUACGAUUCUCCACGGCCCCUAUUUAUAAAGUGGCUCAGUUUAGGAGUGUUGAUCUAAGAUCAGCCCCCACCCCUUAAGGCGAAACUGAUUUUAGAUCAGCACUACUCUGAGAUACUUUAAUAGUAGGAGCCCAGGCAUGCCCAUAAACAAAAAAACAACAGCAUUGUAUUCCUUAUUUUAUCGAGAAUAUUCCUGAAAAAGUGUUGUGGAUAUUCCUAUGCUUUCUUGUAUGAAUGGUUAUCCAUGUUUCUUAGUCUUUUAAACACAUUUUAUUUUAUGACAUGUGCAGUAUAGUGCCACUUAGGGAUUUUGGGAAUAAGAUGCUCCCUCUUUUAAAAGGAAACGUAAUUAUAAUGGCACAUUUUGCAUUCCUUUAGAAAUGUUGCUAAAUCACAGGGUCAUGUAUCCUAUCACUGGGUACGGAUUGGGUGUUAAUACUAUUUUUCUAGUCACCAUUGUUUGUAACACUGAUAUUAGGGAAGUUUGUUCUAGGUACACACCUUGUUCAAUUAGUUUCACAUCACUGAGUCUGGCCUAAGUAGAGUUUGUCUAAAUAACUUUUUCUAUCAUAAGUAAAUCAGCAUUGACUAAAUUAUGUUUUUAUUUGUUUUUAAUAUUUUAUCAUUCAAACUUUGUAAAUAUUUUGUACAUUGUGGAAGGUUUUGUGGAACGAACUUGUACUGUUUACAUUUUGUAUGAAUUUAACAAGCAUAUGCUAAACAAAUAAAGUCAGACCUUUUUGCUAAGUCAAA